AAGAAGUUUAGAUUCUUUAAAGAGCAUUCGAUCUUUUUAAAGAACAUUUUACGCUAAGCUUUUGUAAAUCAGCGGACUGUUGUGAGGAAGUCGAAUAUUUGACUCAGUCGUCUAUUGCCAUUGAUAAGGAGAGAGAGAGAGACGCGAAAGUUGGUCUCGCUUUUCCUGCCUUUGCUCCUCUCUCGCUGCCAUGAACUUGUCGUAAAAAGGAACCCGCGAGGCCUCUCUCCAGCGCCAUGGCAGCCGUUGAGGAGGAGCAACUCGACCCCAGGGUGCAGAUUGAGCUGGAGAAAUUAAACACUGCAACAGAUGACAUCAAUAAAUUAGAGGCAAAAUUAGAGGAGGCCAACAAUGUGUUCAGAACCACGCUGACAGAAUCAACCGCUCGUCUGAAAGCCCUAGCCAAGAAACUGGGUAGUUGCAUAGAGAAAGCAAGGCCAUACUAUGAGGCGCUAGAGUUGGCAAGGUCAUCCCAGCUCGACUGUCAGCGGGCAGCAGUGCAAUACCAAAGGGCCAAUGCCCUACACCAGGCAGCCAAAGAAACCAUUGCCCUUGCGGAAGAGAGGUUUGUAAAUAGUAGACACGAACACUGGCAGUUUGAUUCAGCAUGGCAAGAAAUGCUCAAUCAUGCUACAAUAAAGGUAAUGGAAGCAGAAGCUCAGAAAGCAGCAAGCGAACGAGAGCACAUGCGUCGUGCUGCAGCCUUCACACAAGCAGAGCAGCGUGUACAGCAACUUCAACGUGGCCUGAAGUCAUCCAUCAACAAGUCUCUCGUCUAUUUUGAGGAGAAAGCCAAUGUGCAGUCACAGUUACAAGCCCAGAAGGAGAGGGUCCAGCAGCUGCAGAGGGCAAUAACAGCUUCCAAAACCUCCUAUGCUCAGUCAUUAAGAAGUCUAGAACAAAUAUCAGAGGAAAUUCAUGAGCAGAGAAGAUGUCGACUCCCAAGAGAGCCAGGCGUUGGUGCUGAGAUCACACCUCCAGAACCAGACGACAAUCAGACCUUUGACCACAGUGCCAAAACAUUUACGCCACUCGAAGAAAUCACUGCACAGGAGGAAAAGUACUGGGAAAGCUUACGUGAAAAGUUGGAAAAACUUAAAGUUGACAAUGGUGAGCAAGCUGCAUCAGCCGAGGACGAAGCAUCUGACUCUGAGUGCUUCGAUGGACGAGAAAGAACAGUAACAGGAAGUAGUUGCACCUCAAACCCUGAAUUAGAAAGAGGUCUUCCUAUGGAAAGAGUUGUGAGCGGGGAGAGCAGUGCAGCGUCAGAGAGUGAUGAAGCUCAGAGUCCUACUGAAGGGAAGGAUUUGUGCCUUGAAGAAAUAAUAAUUCUAGACACAACGGAAGACCCCGAACUUAAGCUUGGCAGUGACAAGGAAUGUGUUGGCAGCCAGGCAGAUGCAGAAAUCAAAGGCGAAGAGGAACCAAUGACAUCUCGAAAAUCUCCUGUCGGUGGUGAUGCUAUUAUGAUAAUCUCUCUAGACGGCUCUUGUGAUGAAAGUAAUGCAAAUAAAUCUCCAAGAGAGGAAAGGACUACAGGUAUGGCUCCAACAGAUGGUUACUCUAAUGACAAGGGAAGUGAUAUGAUUUACAGUGAUAAUGGAAUUGGUAAUGAAUUAGUACAAGAAGGCUUUAAGGAAAACAUGAACACCACAUCUCUGCUCAGUGGAUAUAUUAGUGAAGAUAUUGCAAGUAACAAGAAUGGUAAAGAUGAUCUUGAGGAUACCGAGGUUGAAGAGAUAAUUCUCGAGUUGGAUGAUGAAUCGGAAGAAGAGGAGACCAGAGAGUGUAAUUCAGCCAGCCCGCCACCCACUAUGUGCCAACCGAUCAAGGGUCUAAGUAUUAUACCUGAAGGAAUCGAAAGCCAUGAAUGAGUGAUGCUGCAAUAACAUGUUUAAAAUUACACACACAUAAUAUAUAUAUAUUUUUUCAUAAUGAGAGUGAUGUGUUCAAAUUUAUAUAAUGAUAUAUAUAUACUUUAUAUAUAUAAAUAGUCUGACGAGUAUGGGGUCUUUGGUAAGAUGAUGCCAAUAAUGUUUUUAGUAAACUAUAUAAUUGUUGAGUGCAACUGUGAUCAGACAGUGUUAAGUAAAUUAUUGCCAUCAGCAGUUUAUAGUUGUUUAUCUUUAUAAGGUGAAUUUGAAUUUGAAUGUAACUACCUUUGCAUAUAUUUAUUAAAUUGAAUUAAUUAGUUUCAGUAAGGGAUUUUAGAGUUCUUAAGGUCGAGAGUUCAUUCAAACGUCACACCUCUCUCCAAAGUCGAGCUAUAUGGUCCAUGUCAUACGAAAAGGACUUAGCAUUCAGGUGACUUCCAAACCUUUUUUUUUUUCUUUACUUUUCUUUUCUUUUGCCUUUUCUUUUGGUAAUGAUGCUGAUUGGCCUCCUGAAGAUUUGGGGAAUGCAUUCAGGUGUACUUUCGUCUGGUUAGUUCAAGAUACGGGAAAUCUCAUGGAUUACUCACUCUGCCGUGUAUCUUUUACUUCAAGUUUUAGGUAUGACUGGGGGUUCCUACAAUAAGCACUGUAAUUUUUCAAAUGACAUAAUCAAAAAGCUUUUAAAUGAAUAUAGUUGUUCCUAGUGCAGUUAUAAAAAGUUGGUUACAGUAUUGUUUGGAAGACUGAAAGAUAUAUUUUUUUAAAAAGAGAUGGUUUUAAUAGCUAAAGCUUGAUAUGUUAAGGAUAUCUGCAGAUUUUUAAAGAAUAAUGUCACAUUGACCAGUAUCUUUGGCAUUGCUGUAACUUAUGUGAUAGUUGUUUGAGAGGAAAAUUUGUGUGUCUGACUGCACGUGUGUGUGUUUGUGUGUAUGUACACGUUUGCUUGCUGGGGUACAUGUGCUUUCCAGGGUUUAGGUGUCUGUAUCCACAUAUAGUUACUUGAAUAUACAGUUAUCCUCCCAAAUAAGGAGUUGAACCCAGUCAGUCUAGGUAAUAUCAAGGGAAGGAGGAUACUUGUGUACAUGAGUGCAAUAUUGCAUCAUUCCAUCUUGAACAGUCAUGUUGGAUGCACGCUCUUGAUUGUAUGUUUGAGUGUGGAUGGUUUUCUUUUCCCGUCUCUGUGUGUUUCUCUUUGCCAGUGUUAAUUGUCCUUACUACAGUUGUGCAUAUUUGCUUAUACAAAAAUAGUUGCACAUUAUGCUUCCAUGAAUAAAGAAGCAUGCUUCGUAAGUAAUUACAUAACAUAUAAUUUUUUCUCAUCAUUUUCUUCUCUUUCAUGAACUUUGCACAUAAAAACUAAAAGGUAUAUCUUGUUACUCAGUGUUCUCGGAACAGAGAACUUACAACUCCAUAAUGAUCACAAUGAAAGUGUGCCUUGCAUUAUUCAUUGUUAUUGUUGCUACUAAAGUUUAAUGAAUGGUAUUGAGAAUGAAAUAAUUGUAGAAUGGAAGCUUAUCUCCUCUUAUUUUUGCAGCUGUAGUGUGUAUGCCAGGGUAUUGUUAGACUGUUACUAUUGCUCUGGGUGCAAUAUGAUGUUAUGGGUAGAGGUAAAACAUUCAUUGUUAAGAUUUUAGAAAGAGGAAAAGUCUGUGUGCAUGCGUGUAUGUGUUAUACAGCGCGCACACAAAAAAAGAAAAAACAACAUUUAACCAAUUCCAGACAAUGAGAAUUGUGCCUUGUGCAGAUGCUGUAUCACUCACUAGGUUCAAUCUUUUCUCUAUUUCUCUACAGUGUUUUCACUUUCCUUUUUCCCUACAUUUAGUUUACUGAUACUGCUUGUGGUGAAUAUUGUGCUAAGGAGGUUGUAUUUCAUUUUAGUAUAAUUGAUUUAGAUUGUAAGAGAGGAAACUGGUUAGAGAUUAUCUCAGAAAUGAGGGAUAGGUUGUGGAAAGGUUACAAAGACUUUUCAACAGUUUGCAAAUGUUCAGAUCAAAAGAUCAUAAUAGGAAUAUAGAGAGAUAGGAAGGUUAGAUGAAUAUAUUGUGUACUUGAUUUUUUUCUUUCUUUUCCACUUAAUGAAAUCAUGUGGAACACCCAGUAUAAGACUGGUAGUAUUUACAGCCUCGCUUAGUAUUGUUACGCAAUAUUAUACACUGUCGCCAAGCAGAUUGGGAGAUUGUUUGCCAUAGAUAGAUACUUAAUGGUAAUGAAAUUAUAUAUUUUGUCUUUGUUUUAUACUUCCUCAUUUUCUUAAUAUGACAUGAUUUAGUCUUGUCAUUUUGAUAUUUUAAGCAACAUUGAUAUUCCAAAUAUAUUGCUUAAUAAUGAUGUCAUUGAAACAUGGUACACUUUUUUCAUGAAUAUUUUUAGGAUGAAUGAAGCCUAUUCAUGUAUAUUGUUAUACCUGACCUCGUUUUAACUAACUAGACUUGCUACUAACACAGCCCAUAGUUAGAAACGCACCGAUCAGAGUAGAUCUCUGACCGAUGCACAGGGUAUUCUGUGGACUGGUAAUGGUGGAAUUGAAAAGGAUUAUUUAAUCCUGAAAACAGCUCAGAAUAGAGAUUCUUGCAAGUUGUGCUGUGCUGUUGUCAUUUCCUUUCUCACUUUUUAAAUUUUUUCGUUCAUUUUCUCUUUUAUUGGACAUCUCGGUGAUUUCAAUCUUGGGUCUCGAUAACCUUGCCAUAAACAGUACCUGUUAGCCUUGACACUGCCAUCUCUGUGGCCAUCCACAUGCUUUUAGUUUAAAUUAUACAUACCAGGUGUGUGCUCUUAGAUUUAUAUUCGUUAUUUGGCGACGAGCUUUAACAUGAAGUUUGUUUUUAUCUACUCUAAUUAGUUUCUUUCUUUUUUUUUUCAUUUUUCCUAUCUGUUUUUUCUUCCUUCUUUUCUUUUUCUUUCUUUAUCUUUCUUUAUCUUUACUCUUCACAUGAGCUUCUGAUUGUUUUUUUUGUCAUCUUAUACUCCUACUCCACUACUUCCACCUCCCACUCCGAAGUGAAGUAUGAAGUCUACAUUCCGUAUGGGAAAAGUAGAGAAGUGCUUAGAACGUUGGAAACUUGGACCAUUACUUUGGGAUUAUUUCAUAUGGCUUCCUCAUGAUAUUUACAUUACCUGGUAGUGUUCCUAAACAUUUUUUUUUUUUUUUUUUUUUUAUUAUGUUCUGUAGGUUUACCUGUUAGGUGAGUACAAAUUUUUUUGGUUGUAUAAGCCUGUAGUUCUUUAUAUCCUGUUGGUGCUACUUCUUACCCUUUUUUUUUUUGUUUUUGUUCUUAGGGUUGUCUAUAGCUGUUUUUAAAAAUUGUAUUUGGCUGUACCAUUGUUUUCAGUGUUACACUGAUAUUUCAAACAUUUUCCUGAAGUGAUGAUCAUGGGAUUAUGAGAACUGCUUUUGCCAGUACUCGGAGAAAUACCUCUGAGAUUAGAGUGUCGGAAAAUGGUCUAUGUUCAUUAAGUCGCACGGGCUAUAGACUUCUUUGUGUUUUAGUUAUGUAGGUGCAGUUAAUUGUCGACUUUUUUUUUCUGUCUUGUCUAAAUUUCUCUCCUCACCUCUUUGUCCCUCCUCACACUCCCCCCCCCUCUUUUUUUUUCUUUUUUUUUUUUUCUUUUUUUUUCUACUUUUUUUUUUUUUUUUUUUUUUUUUCCUUUUUUAUUAGUUCAAAUUAUAACCCUUUUGUUAACACAAUGCAGUGCUUCGUGUUACAUUUAGCCAUAUCAAAUAUAGAGAACUGUAUUCUUAAAAAAGGAAAAAAAAUUAAAUAAUCCACACAUUUUUAAGAAAUUGUUAAUAAAUACAUAAGAACUGAUAACAUACAGACUAAUAUCAAGAUUAAUCACAUAGGAAAAAAAUGUGUAAAUGAAUAUUAGAAUAAAAUACUUAUUCACAUA
Molecule: messenger RNA, 5762 nt
Organism: Penaeus vannamei (Pacific white shrimp)
Lineage: Eukaryota; Metazoa; Arthropoda; Malacostraca; Decapoda; Penaeidae
Product: SH3 domain-binding protein 5 homolog
Biological process (GO): intracellular signal transduction; negative regulation of protein tyrosine kinase activity
Cellular component (GO): cytoplasm
Molecular function (GO): protein kinase inhibitor activity
Source: RefSeq, a predicted model, not a curated record